Molecule: messenger RNA, 2475 nt
Organism: Colletotrichum karsti
Lineage: Eukaryota; Fungi; Ascomycota; Sordariomycetes; Glomerellales; Glomerellaceae
Product: arabinan endo-alpha-l-arabinosidase a
Exons: 5
Coding region: 1-2475 (824 amino acids)
Biological process (GO): carbohydrate metabolic process
Molecular function (GO): hydrolase activity, hydrolyzing O-glycosyl compounds
Source: RefSeq, a predicted model, not a curated record
AUGGACGACGUUCCUUUCGACGAACUCCCUCACGAUGACUAUGGCCCGUGGAUGCUUGCUAUUAUUUGGGUUCUCGGGGCCGUGGCUGGGGUGUUUAUGGGACUACGACUCUACUGCAAGUUUACGAGACAACGAGGGCUUUGGUGGGACGACCAUUACAUGAUAGCUGGUUGGCUGGCUUAUUUGACAUUUGGCGUUUUCAUCACUAUCGACGUGUCAUACGACUUUGGGAAGCAUAAUUGGGACAUCACGCCCGGCAACUGGUCCUGGCUUCUUCUGCACGCCAAUCUCUCCGGCUCAUUCUCCAUCAUCGCGGCAUGUUGGAGUAAGACCUCUUUCGCUCUUACGCUGCUGCGCAUCGCAAACGAACGCUGGAUGAAAUUCUUCAUCUGGUUCAUUGUGAUCACCAUCAACGUCGCCCUCGGUCUUAACGUGCUGUUCACCUGGAUUCAGUGCUGGCCUGUCGAGAAGACAUGGCGAACGGCAUCAACUCCGGGUACAUGCUGGCCCAAGAGCAUUCCAAUGAACUACAACGUGUUCACGGCGUCGUAUUCUGGCGCUAUGGACAUCAUCCUCGCGAUCCUGCCGUGGAAGAUCAUAUGGGGACUCACGAUGACGAAGCGAGAGAAGCUGGGCGUUUCGCUCGCCAUGAGCAUGGGUGUCUUCGCAGGUGUCGUGUCUUUGAUCAAGAUCAAGACCAUCACCGCCAUCGGGGCCUUCGACAUCAUCGAUACCGUCGAGCUUGUGAUAUGGGGUGCCGCGGAAAGCGCCGUGACAAUCAUUGCAACAUCGAUACCUAUACUUCGAGCCUUAAUCCGGGACUACAAACCACCACCAGCGCGUUUCCAGAUGGAUCGCAGAGCCCUUAAGAGAGCGAUGUUCCCCGACGGCGGUGGCAAGAUGAACCGGAUAACGCAUAAAGCAUGUUCGAAGAAAUUCACCAUGAACAUCUUAACGAACCUCACGUCUCUCUUCACAGCGAUGACGCUUUCAAGUGGCGCCUACGCUGCCAGCGUCGCUCGUCCCGUACCUGACUACACAACAUCAGAAGCCGGCAAUCCUUUCGUCGACGGAUGGUACGCCGACCCCGACACGGGUAUCUACAACAACGAGUACUGGGUGUUUCCGACAUCGUCAUUGGCCUACGAGCAGCAAACUUAUCUCGAUGCUUUCUCAUCGAAGGACCUGGUCCACUGGACCAAGCAUCCCAACAUCCUUAUGAAAGCUGACGUAUCAUGGGCGCAAAUAGCCAUGUGGGCGCCCGCUCACAUUGAGCGCAACGGCAAGUAUUACAUAUACUUCGCUGCCAACGACAUUCAGGAGGGCGAGACCAAAGUCGGUGGCAUCGGCGUCGGGGUGGCAGACAAGCCUGAGGGUCCCUACAAGGAUGCUAUCGGCAAACCUCUCAUCGGCGAAUACCAUAACGGUGCACAACCGAUCGACCAGGACGUUUUCAUCGACGAUGACGGGCAGGCUUACAUCUACUACGGAGGUCACGGACAUGCCAAUGUAGCCAUGCUCAACGCCGAUAUGAUCAGCGUUGGAAACUUCUCAGACGGCACCCAGUACAAGGAGAUUACCCCGGAGAACUACACCGAAGGAUCGCUGAUGUUCAAGAGGAAUGGGAAGUACUACCUGAUGUGGUCUGAAGGCGGUUGGACUGGGCCAGACUAUUCCGUAUCGUAUGCCAUCUCCGACUCUCCUCUGGGGCCCUUCAACCGCGAGGCCAAGAUCCUGCAGCAAGACGCCGCUGUCGCGACCGGAUCUGGUCACAAUGCCGUCAUCAACGUGCCAGGGACCGACAUUUGGUACAUCUUCUACCACCGUCGCCCGCUCGGCGAUAACGACGGCAACCAUCGACAACUUGCGUACGACCGAAUGUACUUCGACGACGACGGCAAGAUCAAGCAGGUCACGAUGCUUGUCAAAGACAACUUCGACGAUGGGAACCUGAUUGGGUGGAAUACCGGGUUUGAGGGAAAGUUCUCUGUCAAAGACGGCCAGCUGAGCGCGGAAAAGACCUCGGCCUGGAGCGGCAAGGCACUUCAGAACACCGGGUUCGAGGACUUUGUCUUCGACAUUGACAUUACUCUGGUCGACCCGGACAUCAACUCAACCGCCCGUGACUCGGGCGAUGCGGGUGUUCUUUUCGGUGUUACCAGCGCUUCGUCUGGCAUCGAUAGCGUAACAGGGUUUUACGCCGCACUUGAUGCAUCUGGAUCGGUGCUGCUGGGGCAGAUGAAUCAGAACUGGGUACAGCUGGCAUCUACAAAUAUGACUGUCAAGGCCGAUACGAAGUAUCACUUGCGGGUGGUAGCAGUCAAGAAGGAAGUCAAGGUGUUUGUGGAUGAUAUGAGGACGCCUAAGCUCACCUUUACGGUGUCGACGAGUACCAAGGGAACAACAGGAGUCCGCGUUUUCCGCACCGGUGCGUUAUACGACAAUCUUUCGGUAGCACACCCCGGAAAUGCGUAA